GUCAUCAGCAGACAAGUGGAGAUCGUGGGACAGUUGUCCCCGUCUCUUGAUUGGUGCCACGUAGGCGUCCUUGUGUACUUAUCGUCAGAAGAUCGUGGCGCACGAUUGAACAGAGCCUGCUGGACGUUCAUUGGCUCUUUUUCCUGCCACUCGUACCCUGUGUACCUCUGUAGGUAACAGCGCGUCUUCUUAUGGAGAUGAUUUUGCUUGGUGGCGACUAACCCGCGCGGGGCUAGUGUGUUCACUUAUACCAUUGUUUUCAUGCUAAGUGUUGCUAUCUGACUUCAUUAUGUGCUCUUCCUCGCGCGGGGCUAAGUCAUAAUGUGACGUAAGCUGCGCGAGGCUGUUAUUAUCAAGUUGUUAUGCUAAGGAGUAUGGUCUCACGUGCAACCUGUUAUGAGGUUUGCGCGACUUUUUGGGACCAUACCCCUUCAAGUCCCCCCAGUCCAGUGCUGCACCAUGCGCAACGCAAGUGGUUGGAGCUCUGGACUUGAUAAAAAUAAGAGAAGGGGAAGUUGUCCUUUUGGUCUUGACUUGUAAGGCGCAUGUAGGAAACUGUGGUUUUCGAUGCGCAGGUACUAGGCAGUUGUCGAGUGAUAUCUUGUUUGUCCUUUUAAUCGCGCGAGGUGUUAGUAGUUUACGUAUAUCUGGCGCGAUUCUUGUGGCUUCUGCAUGAAGUUACUUGCACGGUUUAUGGCGGGAAACUUCGAAAUUUGAACCUCUGACAGGUUGGUGAGAUAAGUCGCUGAGAGCGACGCUUGAGUUGACCCCUGGCACGGAUGUCAUCAUGCCGCCUGCGGCGGUUGCACUUCAUGUCAGGAGAGUGGAUGCCACGCGCGCGUGGUAACCGUCGUCCCUGCUUUUCCGCUUGACGUGGCAACCUCUCGUUGGUUGCCCCUGCGGCGAGUGCGGCACGGUUACCCAUCGCAUUAAAUGCGAUGGGUAUAUAUAUCCGAAGAGAAAGGUGAGAGAUUCACUUUCUCUUCGUUUCUUCUCCCUUUUUCUCUUUGAGUCUUCAUAUUGUUCUUCAUCUUCUUCAAACUUUCUUCAAAUCUUCAAACUUUCUUCAAAUCUUCAAACUUUCUUCAAGUUUUUUCCAGCUUUUUCUUGAAAUAUGAGUGAAGAACAUCAAGAAGCUCCUGUUAGUGAGGAGGGGCCAGUCCCAGUCCUGAGAUGGGACUUAGGUUUAUUCGAACAGAUCGUUCGAAGUUUUAGGUUUCCACCGGAGUGGGAUGCCCGGUACCCUGCUCAGGGUCAGACCGCGGCUGAUGCCCCACCCGGUUACAUUACUUUGUUCGAAGACUUCUUCCUUCAAGGAAACUUCCGGCUGCCGGCGACUAACUUCUUUGGUAGCAUAUUGUCCUACUACAAGUUUCAUAUUUCGCAGUUAAGCCCACCUGGGAUGGUGAGGGUGAGGCACUUUGAGUUCUUGUGUCAAUCUCACGGCAUUGAGCCGACGGUGAAUAAGUUUCGUGUCUUCUAUCAACUGCAAAGAACAAUGGGGUUCUUUUCUUUUGCUAGCCGUGGUACGGCUAAGAAGAUUUUGUUGAAUCCUCCCAAGAGUUUCCACGACUGGAAACCCAAGUUCUUCUUCAUCCGGGAGGAAGUCUUGCCAAUAGCUAUGCCGUUUAGGGAAUGGACCGAGGUUAUACCAAAGGAGGACCUUCCUAUACCGAAGUCUGCUCAGUGGUAUCAGCAGCUUACCGCAACCCCUAACCGGGUAUUUGGGGAGAAUGUUCUGGUUGCUGCCAAGAUGAGUGACCAGUGGUCACCUAGUAGCAGGGAACUCCCGGUCUUGAAGAUCGGGGAUCAAGAGACGCAACUCUAUCAGGCUGCCUUCCCAGCCUUUGGUGGCUCCAUGGGCGUUCGCCCUCUGCGCGAUGAUGAGGAAGGCUGGUAUGACCAGAUAAAAGGGAACUUCAUGUUUCCUCCUGCUGACGCCUUCGCCUCGCCGCCGGAUGCAACUGAAGGUGUGUUGCGCGAUCUGGGGGUUGACCCAGAGGAGAAGAAGAAGAAACCUUCGAAGAAGAAAAAGAAGGCGGAUGUUGAAGUGACCAGCAAGGGUCCUGGCGCCAGUCGCGCAACUACUGCUGCUGUCAAAGGUACGCUUCGCCUCCGGCAACGUGACUUAGACGAUUACGUGAUAAUCAGUGACUCUUAUGAAGGUUUAUCAUAUGCAGCUAUGGGAAAGACUGGCGCUGGUGGGUCAAAGGGCUCUGGGAGCGCGGGUUCUCGUAACCCGGAUGCUGACGCAACUCCAUCUCAACCUGAGGAUGAAGAAGAAGAGGAAGAAGAGACUGCCCCGUUGAUUGGAAGAAAGAGGGGUAGAAGCGAGGCGACAACUGGUAUGGCCUCUGCGCCUGUUUCAGUUGUUAUUCCCGUUGUUGGGAAGAAGAGCAAGUUGCGCUCGUUAUACCAGUUUUCUCCUGAGAUCAAGAAGAAGACCCCUGAAAAGGGGGUUAAGUUUGUUGAACCCAGCACGAAAAGACCUAAGGUUGCCACUGAACCUUCCGAUUCUGCUGCGCGUGAUGCUGCGAAAACUGCUGAAGCGCAGCGAAAGGCAGAAGAGGAUCGGAGGAAAGAAGAGAGUAGGAUUGCUGCGCAGAAGAAGGCUGAAGAGCGAAAGCGCAAAGAAGAGGAAGAGAAAAAGAGGAAGGAGGAGGAGGAGAGAAAGCUGGAGGCGGAGAGGAAGAGGAAAGCGGAAGAGGAGAGAAAGCUGAGGGAGGAGGCGGAUAGGCAGAGGAAGGCGGAAGAGGCGAGGAAAGAAAGAGCUGCCGAUCAGUCUUCUGUUCAAGGGCAGUCUGGUGUCCCAAAACCUCCCCCUGCUGCGCCGAUUGUUACCUCUAAGGGGUUAGGGCGCUAUGUGUCUAGUGGUGCAAGCUCUGGAGGAGCUGGGGGCUAUAACCCCAAUGUGAUAGGUGCGAAGGAUACCGUCGGGGACAUAUAUUAUAAAACUUAUACUGAAGAGGAACGUGGUGAUGCUCCUCAUCAAGCCCCUUGGAGCUUAAGGCAGAAGGAUACAUUUGUUGAAUUUGGUCCUUCUCGCGAUUGGUACUUGAACCAAUUCACUCCUGGCGAAGUUAACCGUCAAAAGGCGAAGCCGCAUGAAAUGUUGUAUCGCACUUACAUUCUUGCCGAGGCCAACGCUCGAUCUGCUAACCAUCAGAUAGUUCGUGAAUGGCGAACAAUGGUCAGAGAGCGCGCCGAUUGGGAGGCUUACCGAGAACGUGUGCUAAAACGUGUUGGUGAAUUUGAGAAGGCUAAGGCCACAUUUGAUGAGGAGAAAGCCAAGUUUGAGGCUGAUAGGAAAGCUGAAGAGUGGGGUCGCGAGGGCCUGCAAAAGAAACUUCAUAAUGUGGAAGAGCAACUGGCCAAGGAGAAGGCCGAGUUCAAGCGUAUAUGCGCUCAAGACAACGAGCGUACUUAUGCUCUACGCCAGAAGAUCGUUGGUCUUGAGGCUACAGUUGCGGACUUGACCUCAAAGGUGGAGGAAGCGCAGGGUGAAAAAACUGCCAAGCAGCAGAUGGAGGUUGAGCUGACUGAAGCCAAGGUGCAAUUGUCUAACAAGGACAAGGAUCUCCAUGCCAAGGACGUUGAGAUAGCGGAACUCAAGCGUCGCUUGAAUGAGCAAAUCGACAGAUGCGAGUCUUUGGAGAUUGACCUUGAGGCUGAGAAGGUCAAGGCCACCGAUGCUGAGGAGGCGCGUGCUGUCAGCACUGCGGCGCUUAACGUGGCUCAGACAAAUUAUUCUGAGGCCCAAGGCAUUGUGGACACGCUUGUUUCUGAAGCAGAAUGGAUGCGCACUCGGGGAAUAGUGCUGGUUGCCAACUCCAUCCUGAACGCCGGCGAGCUAGAUCGCGCUGUUGCUGCUCUUACGGAUGCGGCGCGUGCAGUUGGUCAUCGAGGAGGUUACCUGGAGUGUGCUGAUCACGUUGAGCGAAUGCUGGGACAAGAAUUCGAUACAAGUCAUUGCUCAGUGACGGAACAAGCUGAUGCUGCGCUGGCCAGUGCUGAGAACUCAUAUGACAACCUCUCCUUGCCCAUCAUGGACUUGGUUGUUAGUGCCUUAAAAAAGGAUGAUUGGUGUCAGCGCCUCAAGGCGAUCCUUGAUCCACCGAUUACUGUUGAAUCAUCUGAUGAGGAAGCAGCUGGUGAUGAUGGCGGAGGUGAUGACGAUGGCGACGAUGGUGAAGGGAACGAAGAUGAUGAUGGUGAGAAGAAAGAAGACAAAUAGAGUAGGUUGUUAGUUUGUUGAUAGGCGUUUGUGCCUUUGUUUCUGACUUGAUUGUAAGUGAUGCGCUUUUGCGCAGUUUUAAUGACAAUGAAAUGCCUUCGUUUUUUCUGUUGCAAUUAUUGCAUUGCUGUAAAAACUUAGGUUAAAUUAGCUCGAAUAAAUGGAAGCGUUAUCUAAGUAUAAGGUGGCCACCCGGUCUCGCGCUUUGUUUGCGGAGGACCUUGGAGGUGGUUUUGAACCAUCUCAAAAUGCUGGAGUGUUUUCGCGCUAAUCAGAAGUUUAACAUGCAUUUGUAACGAAAAAA
Molecule: messenger RNA, 4538 nt
Organism: Helianthus annuus (common sunflower)
Lineage: Eukaryota; Viridiplantae; Streptophyta; Magnoliopsida; Asterales; Asteraceae
Exons: 6
Coding region: 1115-4234 (1039 amino acids)
Source: RefSeq, a predicted model, not a curated record